AUGAAUACUUCAGAAGAUACUAAUAGACAUACUUUACCUUCAUUAUCACAAAUUAUGCCACCACCUCAACAAAAUGAUUCAACUUCACCUAUAAUAACAAAUGGAUAUUAUACUCAACAACCUCAACAAACACAACAUCAAUCUGGUUAUAUAGAUCCUUAUUCACAAAUUUCAACUGCUCAAACUACUCCAACUAAUUCAUAUACAGGAUUUGAUAAUACACAUAAUAAUAAUUCUGUUGUUCAACAAUCAUCAAAUAAUUCACCAUCUGAUUCAACCAGUACCAAUUCACAAUUACAAUGUAUUUGUAAAACUAAUCCAAAUAAAAUCCCAAGACCAAGAAACGCGUUUAUAUUAUUUAGACAAAAAUUUCAUCAAACAGUAUUAGAUGAAGGUACAGUAAUAAGAACAAAUCCUGAAGUUAGUAGAGAAUUAGGUAAAAGAUGGAGAUCAUUAAACUCAAUUGAGAAACAACAUUGGAAUAAUUUAGCAGAAGAAGAAAAAAAAAAUCAUGAAUUAAAAUAUCCUGGUUAUAAAUAUGCUCCAAGAAGAAAUGGUAAAAAUAAAAAUUGUUUAGUUUGUAAAGAUAAACCAUCAUCAAAUACAGCAACAAAUCAAAAGCAAUUAGCUAAAGAACAAUUAAAAGCUAAUAGAUUAGCUGCUAAAAAACAAGCUCAACAAAUUCAACAACAACAACAAAUAAAUUUACAAAGACAUCAUUCAGAGGCUGCAAUUGCUGCUUCAAAUGCUUUAUUAGUUAGUUCAACUAAUCAAUCAUCACAUUUACAAACACAAGAUAUUUUUAAGGCUCAAGUAUAUAAUAAUGGUAAUUCAAAUUUCAUUUAUCCUCCACAACCAUUUCAUUAUUCAACCGGUAAUAAUAAUGGUUCAUUAUCAGCUGCAUCUACAACUUCAUCUUCAUCAACUACAAAUUUACCAUUACCUAAUAAUUAUAAUUAUAUUCAACAACAAGCUCAACAACAACAACCAACUUCAACUACAUCAUUAACUUCAAUGCAAUUCUACGACCAUGAUAAAUUAUCACCAUUAUCACAUCAACAACAAGGUCAACAACAACAAGAUCCACAACAACAGCAACAACAACAACAUUAUGCUUCUCAUUUAAGUUCAAACAAUACUGCAGGUCCAGUAAUAGUUGAUUAUCAAGCUAAUGUUGUUGGUGGAUUGUUACAUCCUCAACAACAUCAUCAACCAUUUUUUCAAACUGCUCCUCCACCUCCAAUUUCUCAACAUAAUACUGGUACUUAUGGAUUUGAUAAUUUUCAUCAAUGA
Lodderomyces jiufengensis is the source of this 1293-nucleotide messenger RNA. It is a transcript of the gene RFG1, whose product is annotated as HMG domain-containing transcriptional repressor. NCBI's taxonomy places the organism in Eukaryota, Fungi, Ascomycota, Pichiomycetes, Serinales, Debaryomycetaceae. Bases 1 to 1293 code for a protein of 430 amino acids. Gene Ontology annotation, molecular function: DNA-binding transcription factor activity, RNA polymerase II-specific; RNA polymerase II cis-regulatory region sequence-specific DNA binding. The transcript has a single exon. Gene Ontology annotation, biological process: negative regulation of transcription by RNA polymerase II; anatomical structure morphogenesis; cell differentiation. The record is from RefSeq and is a predicted model, not a curated record.